This is a messenger RNA of Limulus polyphemus (Atlantic horseshoe crab), 301 nucleotides long. Its product is annotated as protein N-terminal asparagine amidohydrolase-like. The transcript is spliced from 4 exons. Gene Ontology annotation, cellular component: nucleus. Lineage: Eukaryota; Metazoa; Arthropoda; Merostomata; Xiphosura; Limulidae. The annotation marks the transcript as partial. Gene Ontology annotation, biological process: ubiquitin-dependent protein catabolic process. The record is from RefSeq and is a predicted model, not a curated record. Gene Ontology annotation, molecular function: protein-N-terminal asparagine amidohydrolase activity.
ACUUGAGCUUCACCUUGUUGGUGGUUUUCUUGACAGCAGGGGUUAUUCCGAAGACUUGGCUGUCCGGUUAAUAUAUUCGUUUAACAAACAACCGGUUAGUGUACAUUUAGUCACAGCAUGCAUUACUGAAUUGAAUAAUUCUUUAAGGGGGAUUAUCAACUGGCCAGUCGUUUAUGGAAUUGGAGUGAAUGUAAAAAGUGGGGAAAUAUUUCCAGCAACUUUUCCUGACAAAGGUCCCGAUAUGCCUGUGAGGUUAACGAGGUAUUUCACAAGCUCUUAUGAGGUCAGAUAUUCAACAUGA